AUGCAGGAGCAACAGCUAAUGGUUGCCCUUUGCAUCCAUCCCCUCAGCAGAGCCGAGGUGGAGGAAGGAGCUGCACUGGCUGCACACAGGGAGAGUGAGCAGAGGCUGGUCCUGAUGGAUCCAAAUGAAGAUCCAGAUGACAUCCUGAGAGCUAACAGAUCCAGAGAAAAAUCGUUUGUCUUUGACAUGGUUUUUGAUCACACCCAGGAGGAAGUAUAUGUGUCCACGACCAGAAGCCUCAUAGAAGGAGUAAUUUCUGGCUACAAUGCAACCAUUUUUGCAUAUGGUCCAACAGGAGCAGGAAAAACCUACACAAUGCUGGGGACAGACUGUGAACCAGGGAUUUAUGUCCGUGCUCUGGAUGAUCUCUUCAAGGCCCUUGAAGCCACCACUGAGGAGAUGGAUUACACAGUCUCCAUGUCCUACCUGGAGAUCUAUAAUGAAGUGAUCUGUGACCUCCUGAACCCAUCCUCGGGGUUCUUAGACCUGAGAGAGGACUCCAGAGGCAGCAUCCAGAUAGCAGGAAUUACAGAAGUCUCUGCUACAAAGGCCCAGGAGAUCAUGCAGCUGUUGAUGGAAGGCAACAAGCAGCACAGCCAGGAGCCCAGUGCAGCCAACAGGACAUCCUCCCGCUCGCACGCAGCGCUGCAGGUGACGGUGACGCAGAAGAGCUGGAGGAAGGAGACUGGGGAGGAAGUGCGAAUUGGGAAACUCUUCAUGGUUGACUUGGCAGGGUCAGAGAGAGCAGCUCAGACUCAGAACCAGGGCAAGAGGAUGAAGGAAGGAGCUCACAUCAACCGCUCACUGCUGGCUCUGGGCAACUGCAUCAACACCUUGAGCGAGAAGGGAAGGAGCCAAGCCCAGUACGUCAACUCCUGAGACAGCAAACUCACUCGCCUGCUGAAGGACUCCUUAGGGGGCAACAGCAGGACUGUUAUGAUUGCACACAUCAGCCCAGCCAGUUCCUCCUUUGAAGAAUCUCAAAUGACCUUGAUCUAUGCCUAUCGAGCAAAAAACAUCAAGACACAGGUAAAAUAUAACCUGAGGAAUGUCUCCUGCCACAUUGACCAACACACCAGCAUCAUUGCAGAGCUCUGCAGGGAGAUCGAGCAGCUGAAGGGGAGGGUUGAGGACCAGGAGAAGGAGAGAAGUGCAGUCAGCCCCAACCUUGAUAUUCUGCAAGAGAGGGACCAGGACUCUGAGGCACACAGCAGCCAAGAAAUGAACACAUUGCAGGCACAGUGGAUCGAGGCUUUCAGGGAGCAAAUGGAGAUGUGUCAUAGCCUGAUGGAGCUGGAAAACACCAACACUGAGCUGCACAUGGUCACCUGCAGGCACCUCCUAACAAUCACAGA
Molecule: messenger RNA, 1355 nt
Organism: Acanthisitta chloris (rifleman)
Lineage: Eukaryota; Metazoa; Chordata; Aves; Passeriformes; Acanthisittidae
Product: kinesin-like protein KIF19
Biological process (GO): microtubule-based movement
Molecular function (GO): microtubule motor activity; microtubule binding; ATP binding
Source: RefSeq, a predicted model, not a curated record